This is a messenger RNA of Mucor mucedo, 792 nucleotides long. RefSeq lists its product as uncharacterized. The record is from RefSeq and is a predicted model, not a curated record. Lineage: Eukaryota; Fungi; Mucoromycota; Mucoromycetes; Mucorales; Mucoraceae. The coding region runs from base 225 to 500 and encodes 91 amino acids. The transcript is spliced from 2 exons.
UUUUUGAGUUUUUGAACUCAUAGACCGUGAAUGGCUUGGAUUGGACUGUAAAUAGGUUUCAUCAUACUGGCCUGCUGGUCUUCUGGCCAGAAUUUCUACGAAACAAGGGCAAGUAUCACUGAUACAGAGAUACAAGAAGUUCAGUGGUCCUCCUUCAAAGAAGUUGAACGAGACGCCGAACAUGUCGUUCUCAGACAUGUCGGCUUGGGAAUCUCGAUCAGGAAAUGCUCAGCACAUCUCCAAUUUCACCACAAUGGCCCAACGGAAAAGUUUCCGAUAUUGUUUAUUUGCCCGUAAACGAUGCUCCAAAAAAGUACCCUCCUAUUAUUGUUGAAGUUCAACAUACUGUUGACUUACAUUUUAUGUUUCGACUGAUGUCUUACUGUCAACAAUUAUUCCUUCAACACAAGGUUGUACCAGUGGUUUUCGUUUUCGUUAUUUCUCAAAUCAAGCACGAAGUAACGGUGAAUUGCAAAACUUCUCGUAGUCACAUAAUCUGAAAACUAUCAAUAAACCCCCCCCUCCUCAUAAAACGUGUUAAAGUCUGCACAGUUCGCCUAAAAAAAAGUUUAUGCCUGCAUAUUGGACAUGUUAUUGUAACUUCUUUUGUGAUGUAUACACUUCUUACUUUUGAAGUAACUGGAUAUUCUCUUCAUAAAAUAUGCUUGAAAAAACACUGAUAAAACAUCACACGUAUGUAGGUAUAAAGGAAAUUGAGAUUUGAUUGGAUGAAUGAAUGAUUAAAUAAUCAAUUGAUUGGAUGACUUCCAAAAUGCAAAAUAGAAUUAAAUA